ACCGGGAUGUGAAACUACUCAUCACUCACUCCAAACCCACCACACCACCAUUAUUCAUAUCUCAUUCUCUAACCUUUCACUAUUCCCUCUCAUUCACUCUCUAGCUAGUUUCCUCAUCAUCGUAGAAGAACCAAUACUUGUACUCUCUCUUACUUUUUAACCAUGUAGAAUGAUUCACCUAAGGAAAAAUUAGUAGCUUCUUGUUGUGCUUUUUAUUUUGUUUUGUUUUGUGUAGAGAUAAAUCUGUUUGGUAUUGUUUUGUAUUUUAUGAAUUAUUUGAUGGGUGAAGAGGGAGAAGAAGUGGUGAGAAAGCAAGGACAAAGGGGUGUUGAUGGAGAUAAAUGGUACUUGUAUAGCUGCUUACAAGACUGUAAAUAUUGGUGCUGUAAUUUAAUACACGAGACUAGCAGUUCUUUUUCGAUGGUUCCUUUUGAGUGAAAAAAACCUUGUCUUCUCAUCAGCUUUCUUUGGAGAGAUCUUAAAGACGACAUUGACUGCUAACAACAAUAAACUGGAUCAAUCAUUAAAGGCUUACUUCUUCUUCUUCUUCUUCUUCUUCUUCUUCUUACAACAAUAAGAUCCCAUCUUUCCCACUCAUGAAGAGACUUAACAGCUCAGAUUCUUCCACUGCCCUCAUGACAAUUUUUCCAUCAUCAUCAACAGAGGAACAUAGUCCGAGGAACAGCCACCACAUGUAUGGCAGGGAGUUCCGAUCGAUGUUGGACGGACUCGACGAGGAAGGGUGUGUUGAAGAACCGGGGCAUCAAUCUGAGAAGAAGCGUCGACUAAGUGUGGAACAAGUGAAGGCUUUGGAGAAGAACUUUGAGGUUGAAAACAAGCUUGAACCUGAGAGGAAGGUCAAGCUUGCCCAAGAACUUGGGUUGCAACCUAGACAAGUAGCCGUUUGGUUCCAAAACCGCCGAGCCAGAUGGAAAACCAAACAAUUGGAGAGAGAUUAUGGUGUCCUCAAAGCCAAUUAUGAUGCUCUUAAGCUUAACUUUGGCACCCUCAAUCAGGACAACGAAGCCUUACGAAAGCAGAUAAAGGAAUUGAAAUCGAGGCUGCUGCAAGAAGAGAACACAGCAGGAAGCGGUGUUUCGGUGAAGGAAGAAGAGAUAACAACGAUGCCUGCAGACUCAGAAGAGAAAACGAUGGAACAAAGUAAGAGUGACCCACCUUCUGAAACCUCGAACAUUAAUCCUAGUUCGGAGUCGUCGGAGGAGGACCACUUGAAUUACGAAUGUUUCAACAACAACAGCGACGACUGUGUCGUCGGAGGAUCCGCCGCAGCAUCGCUCUUGCAAGUGGACUUCAUGAAAGACGGUUCUUCCGACAGCGACGGAUCAAGCGCGAUCUUGAACGAAGACACCAUGUACUUGCCGUCUUCGAUGAACUGUUUUCAGUUCCAGAAACCGUAUCAUCACGCGCAGUACGUGAAGACGGAGGAGCACAAUUUCUUGAGCGCCGAUGAGGCCUGCAAUUUCUUCUCCGAUGAACAAGCACCGACCCUGCAAUGGUACUGUCCAGAACAGUGGAGCUGAGAUAGAAGAAACAUGGGAAAAUUGGAAACCGCUUUCAGAAAUUUUUGUUUAAUAUGUUGAACGGUUGUGUUGAACACUGCUCAUUGAGGUAAAAGUUGUAAAAAAAGGUUGCCACUUGCCAACAGAGGCUGCUUGAAGGUAGAAAAUGAAACACUGUGCAGAAGAUAGAGUUACGAAAGAGAGAACAGAGAUCAAUGGCUGCAUGGCGUGGGGUCGGAGAUGAAGGAUGACGAUUAAGGUUAAUUAUUACUCUCGAUCGUGGGUAAUAUCAAUAAUUAUUCAAUCGUAAAGCAAACCAUGCUGUAAAAAACAAAUUUCAAUUCAAGUAUAGAAUAACGAUGUAGUACUUUAUCAAACAGAAAACGAAAAAAAAAAUUAUAAAUCUGUUAAACAAUAUCCUUUUGCCUCACUGAACUCAGUUUACUAGUGUUUAUGAUUGAUUAUCCUUUUCCUGUAAAAGUAUUUUUUUUCACCAACAAUUGCUACUAAACUGAAUUUGAGUUGGAGGCAACAUAUGAGUUGUUUUUUAAUGUUCA
Molecule: messenger RNA, 2077 nt
Organism: Glycine soja
Lineage: Eukaryota; Viridiplantae; Streptophyta; Magnoliopsida; Fabales; Fabaceae
Product: homeobox-leucine zipper protein ATHB-6-like
Exons: 3
Coding region: 597-1541 (314 amino acids)
Biological process (GO): positive regulation of DNA-templated transcription
Cellular component (GO): nucleus
Molecular function (GO): DNA-binding transcription factor activity, RNA polymerase II-specific; sequence-specific DNA binding
Source: RefSeq, a predicted model, not a curated record